AUGCGCGGCCUUUCCUUGACAAGGACGACGACGACGCUGUUACUGGCGCUAGGUGCGGGCCUCGCAACCGGCGACGACACAGUCACGAGCGGGCGUAUCAAGGUGCAACUAUUCGCAGCGCCUGGUUAUCUCUCCGAGGUAUCUGUCGACGCCUACAACAACGUCUGUCUAUCGCUGGACAACAACCUCAUCGACGGCCUGGUACAGUCCAUUCUUGUGGGAGGGCACGAUGUGGCUACGGUGCUGCAACGCAACGAUUCCUGGAAUUGUCGCUUCUACGACAACUACGACUGCGAAGGCGACAUGGACACAUACUUGACCGUGCCUGACGGCGUCAAUAACCUCGGAAGCUAUGGCUGGGCCACACGCAUACACGGCCUGCGCUGCCGCAACUUUGACCUGGGCGACGACUGA
Molecule: messenger RNA, 414 nt
Organism: Plenodomus lingam JN3
Lineage: Eukaryota; Fungi; Ascomycota; Dothideomycetes; Pleosporales; Leptosphaeriaceae
Source: RefSeq, a predicted model, not a curated record